UCAAGGUUUAUCAGUAUCAUAAUGCUUCAGUGAACAUUCUUACAUAGUCUGUGUGGACAUAGGUGUUCAUUUUCUUGAGUAUAUACAUAGGAAUUGAAUUCCUGGGUCAUAUAAUAACUUAAUGUUUAAUCUUGAGGAACUGUCAAAAUUGUUCUCCAAAGUGACUGCACCAAUUUUAUUUUCUCAAUAACAGUAAUUAAGGUAUCCAACAUUUCCACAUCCCUACCAAUAUUUAUCAUUAUCUGAUUUUUGGGUAUAGCCAUCCUAGUGGGUGUGAAGCAGUAGCUCAUUUUGCAUUUAAUUUGUAUUUCCCUGAUGGCUCAUGAGCCAUCCUGUAUUUACUGGCUAUUUGUAUAUAUUCUUUAGAGAAAUAAACGUUUGGAUCCUUUACCAGUUUUAAUUGGGUUACUUGUAUUUUAUUGAGCUGUGAGAAUUCUUUAUAUAUUCUAGAUAGAAGUCCCUUAUCAGAUAUAUGAUUUGCAAAUACUUUUUCCCAUUCUGUGGAUUAUCUAUAGCAUUACUUUUGAUACUUGGAUUUUGUUUUGUUUUGUUUUGUUUUAUUUAAGGAGACUUCUGGGUGAUCAAAGCCCACGAAAUGGAAGUGUGAACAGCCAAGUUAGGGAGGCAGGCUCUAUCUGGUGAACUAAAACAAACAACUUUCCAUGAUAUGCCCAUCAUUAAACUUUUAUUUGUCUUAUUUUCAGCUUUUUCUUUAUUGUAUAAAAUUAUAACAACAUACAGGAAAGAGGUGGAGCUUAAGUUGAACACUUGGCCAUCUCAUGUAAUAAUACCCACACAGUAUAGGAUAUGACUUACUUGUGGGCUGACUGCUCUGUUUUUUAAUGUUUGUAGUAUUGCCUCCAAAACUAAUGAAACAAACUUUAAUAUAGGAAUCAAAAGAUCUGUUAUCUAGCUCCACUACUUAGCCCUAUGACCUUCGUCAAAUAACUUACCCUCUCUGGAUAUAGAUUUUUCUCAUCUAUGAAAUGAGAGAAUUGAUAGGAGAAUUGAACCGAUUGAACAGUAUAUUCUUUAAGGUUCUUUCCACCUUUAAAAUGUGGUUAUUUAAUGCAAUUAACACAAGUGAUUUUAUUUUUCUUCUUCUUCCUGCUCUUUAACAAGGAAGUUACACCUUGUUGAAAAAUCUUAGGCCUAAUGUACAAUUUCUCAAAAGGAUUGGAGUUAGAUGGAUUUGACAGGUAAAAACCUGGGCACAUGUAGAUAUUCAUUGAAGACUUACUAUAGGAUAGCAAAUGCCAUCUGUGUGAAUUUACAUUGUGGGAUAGAGGAACAUGACCUAAGAGUCACCAGUGAGGUAGAACUAAAGGAAGAAAUAAUUUAUGCACCUGCUGAGGGUGUGGCUAAGGACUGUGAGGACUGAGUCCUUGAUUGCCUCCUUGGAAGUGUUCAGAGAUCAUUAAAGAAGCAGCAAGCUCUCAGAGGUCAGUUGUGUCUAAAGGUGAAACCAAAACCUAAACUACAACUAAUAAGAAAAAUAGGACCAUAAGAAAAGGAACAUCUGAAAAGGCCUAGAAAUUGUAAGGUAAGUACACUACAUUUUGUUUAGUUUGUUUGUUUGGUUGUUUUUUUGUUUUUCCUGGAGUAAUUUUUUAAAGCUUCAGGGUACUGAAAGUUUGUCAUUGGUCCUUGAGCUCAACUGAGAUAAUUUGCUAGAGCUUCAGACAUCAUAGAGGAAGAUAUGCAAGUUUGACAUCUGUGAGCCAAGCAGGAUAUGGAAGAGUAAGGGAAAGGUCAUUGAGAUUGAGAUCUAUUUGCCAAAGUUUGGUAACUUUGAUUCCCACUACAAGCUACUUAAAAUUCUGGUUAGGUUUUGUUUUUGUAUUUGACUAACCUCCGUGAUGUUAUUAAUCAAACAUCAUUAUAAAUAAAGCACAUGUGAGAAGCAAAAAACAUAGUUCUCUUUUUAAAAAAUAAAGUAACUAGUCAGAAAUCAGACUAGGGAAAAAAGGCUUAGAAAUUUAAUUAGAACACUUUUCUCCCUUUUGGAUAUGGGUCUUUGUCCCAUUAUAAAAAUAGCUCAUCAUAACCACUUAAAAAAUACGGAGAUUUUGUCUUUAAGGUCUUCUUAGAGCUCUUUAAGAAAACCUGUAUUUCCUCAGGAGAUUAUUUGAUGUAAACACAGAACUUGAAAUACAUAUAAAAUUUUUAUACUCUUAAGGUAGUAAUGGUGAUAUAUGGACUGUUGAUGUCUCAGUUUCCCUUGGGUUGAGCAAGAAAUACACUUCAAAAGUUAAGAGAGUUGAUAUGUUGGUCCAAAUGAUGGUAGGUACUCAGCUUUUGUUAUGGAAUCAGGCUUAAGGUAUAGGGAGUCAGCUACAACUACAUUCUAUUUGGUGUGAGUAUUGAACCUGUCAUGUCCGGCUUCUUGAGCAAUUUCAUCAGCCUAGAAUCACGUGACAAGGCAGAAUUACCAAAUACCAAAGUCUUAGAAUAUGCCCAGAUCAUCUUUGCAGGUAUGUUUCCUGGACCGAACAUGUAUCUGCAUUGGACAUGAGCAGGAUACCUGAGCAGCUUUAUUUCACUGCAGUCUAAAUGGGCCUGCUGCCAGCACACUGAGCAAAAGCAAUGUUAUGCAGAUUUACUGAAGAACAGCUUCAGGGAAUGUGACACAGUUAUGGAAUGCUGGGAAGUAACAGAUGUAAACUUGCAGCUGUAAGAUAAAGGAUGGUUUGUUUUGUGCCAGGGCAUUAAGUGACAAGGUAUCAUGGUGAUGUUCUCUUAAAAAGGAUAGCCCUGCUGUGAACCAGAGCUGUUGUCCUGUGGACAUGUUAGGAGAAGAUAAACUUAGGGCCACCAAAAGUACUUUUAUAUAUAAUUUUUUUAAAAAAAGAUACAAUGUACUUAUAGGUAGGACUUUUAAAUAAUUCCAAUUACUCACAGACUUUCCAGUCAUAUAUUAUUAGCAAUGUACUGUUCAGUCUGGUGUAAUCGAAUGACGUCUCAGUUGUCUAGAUAGUCAUUUACCUAUGUGGCUGUGAACUCUGGGUAACAAUACCAAUUUUAGAGCUCUGAUAUAGUGGUGAUUACUUUUUAUAAGAGGGUUGAACACUCAAGGGCUACUAAAGAAUUUUUAAUAAGAGAAUACUGGGCACCUGUAUUCAAGUUGAAUCAGUUUAAUAGGUGGAGAGCAGAUGAUUUGCAGGUGCAGCUUAUUGAACAAGUAUGAACAGCAUUUACUCUUGUGAUUUAAUUUUAGUAUUCUUUUAAACAAUCUUAAAUGUAAUUAAGCACAAAGCAAGUUUGCCUUUGGCUGUAUAGAGGAAUAGACUAGCCCAUGCACAACCAUUCACUAUAAGAAAGCACAUUUCUUUUCCUUAGAAAGUAUAUGGGGAAAUUUGGAGUAACAGGUAGUACCUCCUGGAAUGGAAUUUUAAGUGGGAUAAUAUGAGAGCAGCAAAAGUCCAUAAAUAGAUGCCUUCAGUAACUAUUUGAUGAAGUUUUUCCAAUCCCAGCUUACCUGUGGAUCCUGCUGCUAUUUCUCCAUGUUCAUGAGCAUCAAAUGAAUCUAUUUUAAAGUGUAAAGUAUAAAACUGGAAAUAAACAAAUGUGACAUAUUGAAAAUGUGAUUGAACCUGUUUUUAUGCUUAGGGUAAUAAUAGUAUUUUUUAACCAGACCAAAAAAAUAAGGUUCAUUUAAUUGUGCUAAAAGGGCACUCUUUCUUUACAUAUGAAUGUUAUUGAUCUGUUUUUUUAAAAUAUAGUGUUGCUUAACUGAUUAUUAUACUAAAUCUGUUAAAAUAGGCUAUUUUACUGUCAUUAAAAUGUAGGUCAGUAUCUUAGUUAUACUUCUGACAUUUUAUAGAGCAUUUUAUAGUUAAUUCAGGCAGCUUUUUAAGAAAUGGAAUACUUUUCUAUUUCUAUUUUAUUCUUUUGAAGUCCCUUAUUCCAUAACUUAAUAUUAAAACUGUGUUAAAAAUUGCUGUGCUUCCUCAUAACUUCCGUUUCUUCUCUUUUAGGCCACAGACUUCCUUAGGGAGGAGGUGAGGGAGAAGUGAAUUCUCACGUUAGCCAAUAGAAUCUAGAAUUGUGUAGUGUUUACCUAUUUUGCGUAACAUAGACCCACCCACAUACAUUAUGAAGUGCUUAAGUGAAAGAACAGUGGGCAGACAGCUAGCUAUUCAGUGUGUGAUUCCAAGUGUAACUGGCAGAUGCUUUAGUACUAUCUGGAUUUUAUUCUCUGAUGAGAAGGUUGUCUUUGUAGCUUGUGGUGAUAGCGAUGGAAUAGAGAGGAAAUAAUGCAAAAGGUGUCCCAAGGCUCCUGACCAGUGCACAAAGAUUUGAGAAAGACAGCCAAGCUCAUGUUUUCUCCUGAUCAAGAAAAUCAUCCAUCUAAAGCACCAGUAAAAUAUGGUGAACUCAUUGUCUUAGGGUAUAAUGGGUCUCUCCCAAACGGCGAUAGAGGAAGGAGGAAAAGUAGAUUUGCUUUGUUUAAAAGACCUAAGGCAAAUGGGGUGAAGCCCAGCACUGUGCAUAUUGCUUGUACUCCUCAGGCUGCAAAGGCAAUAAGCAACAAGGACCAGCAUAGCAUAUCAUAUACUUUAUCUCGGGCCCAGACAGUGGUGGUUGAAUAUACUCAUGACAGCAACACUGAUAUGUUUCAGAUUGGUCGGUCAACUGAAAGUCCCAUUGAUUUUGUAGUAACUGACACAGUUCCUGGAAGUCAAAGUAAUUCUGAUACACAGUCAGUACAAAGCACUAUAUCAAGGUUUGCCUGUAGAAUCAUUUGUGAACGGAAUCCCCCCUUUACAGCACGGAUUUAUGCUGCAGGAUUUGACUCAUCAAAAAACAUCUUUCUUGGGGAAAAGGCUGCCAAAUGGAAGACAUCAGAUGGGCAGAUGGAUGGCUUGACCACUAAUGGUGUUCUUGUGAUGCAUCCGCGCAAUGGCUUUACAGAAGACUCUAAGCCUGGAAUAUGGAGAGAAAUAUCUGUGUGUGGAAAUGUGUUUAGCCUGCGUGAAACCAGAUCAGCCCAGCAGAGAGGAAAAAUGGUGGAAAUUGAAACCAAUCAGUUACAAGAUGGCUCGUUAAUUGACCUCUGUGGUGCAACGUUGCUGUGGCGUACUGCAGAAGGCCUUUCCCACACUCCCACGGUGAAGCAUUUAGAAGCUUUAAGACAGGAAAUCAAUGCAGCGCGACCUCAGUGCCCUGUAGGUUUCAACACACUCGCAUUUCCUAGUAUGAAGAGGAAAGAUGUUGUAGAUGAAAAACAACCAUGGGUAUAUCUAAACUGCGGCCAUGUACACGGCUAUCAUAACUGGGGAAACAAAGAAGAACGUGAUGGAAAAGAUCGUGAAUGUCCUAUGUGUAGGUCUGUUGGUCCCUAUGUUCCUCUGUGGCUUGGAUGUGAAGCUGGAUUUUAUGUGGACGCCGGCCCUCCAACCCAUGCGUUUAGCCCGUGUGGGCAUGUGUGUUCAGAAAAGACAACUGCCUAUUGGUCCCAGAUCCCACUUCCUCAUGGUACUCAUACUUUUCAUGCAGCCUGUCCCUUUUGUGCACAUCAGUUGGCUGGUGAACAAGGCUACAUCAGACUUAUUUUCCAAGGACCUCUAGACUAACAGACAGUUGUCCUCCAGGACUGCAUUAUAAAUUUAUAAGCUAAGUGAGUGGGUUUUCAAACCUGUUGUUCACGUCACAGUUUUUCUGCUCUGGUUAUUUGCAUUAAGAUGAAGAAUUUUUUAAAACAUUUAUAAUAAAUAAUAGCAAUUUCUGAACAAAAAUCUGGGAAACUCAAGCAAAAGAAUUUCUGAAAGUACCAGUCUUCUGAAUUCUGAGUUUUGAAAAUAUAUUUUGAGGAAAAAAAGACAUAGUCUAAUUUGAUGCCUUCAUUUUAGUGUUUUUGAAUCACCCAUCCUCAGUGUUGAAAAAUUGUUUUGUACAACUGAGGGUACUGUUGGUUCAAACUAUGUUAGUUUACAGUUUGUUGCAAACAUUGUAAAAUACAGCGACAUGUAUAUUAACUUUUUCUAUUUAUCUUUAUUAUAGAAAAUAUCUUAGAAUGUUCUUGAUAGAGUAGCAUGGUAAUGAUGGUGUCACACUCUUAGUGUGAAUGGUAGCUUAGUGAGCACAUAGCUCAAGGAUUUGUAAAGUUAGGAAGAAGGACAGGAAAGCCUCUCUCCCCAUCCCCAUCUAAAUAUGGAAUUUGGUAAAUUAGAAUACUUUGUAAAACCAAAUUCAUAUUAAUUACCAUUGUGUAAGAGAUGUUUGUUUUUAACCACAUUGAAGAUAAUCAGGAAUAUUUUUUUCCUUAAUGUUUCUCUCGAGUGUAGUACUAUAACAAAAACUUAAUGCUAAGAAACAUUUUAUAUGCUCCUUUGAAUAUGCAAUUAAUCUAGAUUAUCUAUUUUUCUCCCACAAUAACUAAUCUGUUUUUAGUAUCAGCAACAUUUGGCAAGUUUAUUUUUUGGAUAUAAACUGUCGUUCAUCUGUUCACUGUUUCUAGAAAAAAAAUCAAUCCCAUAAGAAAAAGCAUAAAUUAACAAGAAAGGAGAAUGACUUGAUUUGCUUUUGGAAAAAGAAAUGCUUAAUUAAUUAAUCAUUCUGUAUUUGGCCUUAUCCAGACAUUAGGAAAUGCAGAGAUAUAAAGGGUCACAUGAAAAUAGUGCCCCCCUUUUUUAACCUAACAGGCCAGCCUUAACCGUGGGCCUGAAUCCUAAGGACAGUUGCCACAGUGGACUCCAGUAAACAUCUGGUUGGCAGAUGAGCACUGAUGACAGCAGAGUGGAGGGACACACUUGCAUGGUCUAUUUAUUCUCUGAUUUCAAUAAAUCCUUUGCUUUCUGAAGCAAGAACAAGUUUCUCCUCUUCUCCCCUCCUGCUCCCACCCUUUUUUAAAAUGUACCGCAAGAAAAGUAUAGACAGUUGCACUACAUCAGACCCUUUUUUGACACUUGUAGAAACCAGUACACUUUUAGAUUAAACAGAAUCAUAUUUUAACCUUUUGAUUUGUUUUCUUUUAUUUUGAAUAAUUGUAUAAUGCUUAAUUGAUUGUAGCAAAUUUUUGUAUGUGAUAGCAUAGCUUUAAUUUAUCAUAUUACAAUGCUGUUCUAAAUUUUCUUUUGGUUUUAAAAAAGCAAAAUUUGAUGCUUAGAAGCCAUGAACUGUUUUAUUUUACUUCAACUGUCAUAAUUUCCUUGUUUUUAAAAAUGAUCAUUUGGGUUCACUCAGGAAAUGCAUGUCAGGAAACUUGUAUUAUAAGUUUAUUAGUUGUGAUGUAUCAGUAACUGCUGUUACCCCAAAAUCAAAGAAAUAUAAUUGAUUUUGAAGUUUUCUAGAUUGUCACAUGCAUUGUGACUAAUGCAAGGAAAUCAAGUCCUGUGUUGUAUUUGUUCUAGUCAUUUCUAUUCAGGCUAUAUAUUGUAGCUUAAUUUUUAUUUGCAAUUAAUUUAUUCAAACUAAGUAAAUACUUUUCAAAAUAGAUAUUUGAA
Molecule: messenger RNA, 7445 nt
Organism: Microcebus murinus (gray mouse lemur)
Lineage: Eukaryota; Metazoa; Chordata; Mammalia; Primates; Cheirogaleidae
Source: RefSeq, a predicted model, not a curated record